AUGGGUUCGAUUUCGACUUCGACUUGCCGUUUUUUCUUCUUCUUCUCCGUCGUCGUCUCUGCUAAUUUUGCGAUAUCGAGUGCAUUCAUUGGUACGUAUGGAGUAAAUUACGGGAGAAUAGCCGACAACAUUCCGCGUCCGGAAAGCGUAGUCACGCUUAUGAAGGCAGCUAAGAUCAUGAACACCCGAAUCUUUGAUGCGGAUCACGAAGUUCUCAAGGCGUUUAAAGGCUCCGGCAUCGAGAUAACAAUCGGGCUCGGGAAUGAGUUCUUGAAAGACAUAAGUGUGAAUGAAGACCGAGCCAUGGAUUGGGUGAAAGAAAAUGUCGAGCCGUUUGUACCGGGGACCCGCAUCGUCGGUGUUGCGGUCGGCAACGAGGUCUUAGGUAACGCGAAUCAAGAACUCUGGGAGGUCUUGGUUCCGGCUGUGAAAAAUGUCCAUAACGCCCUUGUCCGGCUUCGUUUAGCCGAUAAAGUUGAGGUCUCGAGCCCACACUCAGCUGCAGUUUUUGCAACCUCGUACCCUCCAUCAGCUGGCGCAUUCAAGGAGUCUUUCAUGCCCUACAUGAAACCACUGCUCGAAUUCUUCUCGCAAAUUAAAUCGCCUUUCUAUAUAAACACUUACCCUUUUCUUGCAUACAUUAGUGAUCCUGAACACAUUGAUCUAAACUAUGCCCUCUUUAAGAAGAAUCCCGGAAUCUAUGAUGAGAAAACUAAACUCCAUUAUGACAACAUGUUCGAGGCUCAAAUCGAUGCAUCCUAUGCUGCCUUGGAGAAAGCCGGAUUCGAGAAAAUGGAAGUCAUAGUAUCGGAAACCGGCUGGGCUUCAAAUGGAGACCCAAAUGAAGCAGCUGCUACGGUUACCAAUGCUCGGACUUACAAUAUGAACCUACGUAAAAGGCUGCUAAAAAAAAAGGGCACCCCUUACAGACCAAAGAUGGUGGUUAAGGCAUAUGUUUUUGCUAUGUUCAACGAGAACCUAAAGCCUGGACCGACUUCCGAGAGGAAUUUUGGCCUAUUCAAAGCAGACGGGAGUGUUUCUUACAGUAUCGGGUUCACAGGGCUUGUACCUUCUUCAGCAAUAUCCGCCAUCAACUUCAAAGGCAUUUGGUCUAUGCAAUUGAUGUAUGUGAUAUCUGCUGCGGCUCUGGUGCUGAUUAUAUCUUCAUGACAACUCUUAACGGUUCGGGCGUCUGAAGAAUCCUUUGAAUCAGGCACCACCAUGUUAAGUUUGUAGAAAAAUUAUUUGGGAUUAAGAAACAUUGGUGUACACUAUGGUAGUCUUCCAUGAAUAC
This is a messenger RNA of Cynara cardunculus var. scolymus (artichoke), 1294 nucleotides long. Its product is annotated as glucan endo-1,3-beta-glucosidase 14-like. Gene Ontology annotation, molecular function: hydrolase activity, hydrolyzing O-glycosyl compounds. The transcript is spliced from 3 exons. Gene Ontology annotation, cellular component: plasma membrane. The record is from RefSeq and is a predicted model, not a curated record. Bases 1 to 1170 code for a protein of 389 amino acids. Gene Ontology annotation, biological process: carbohydrate metabolic process. NCBI's taxonomy places the organism in Eukaryota, Viridiplantae, Streptophyta, Magnoliopsida, Asterales, Asteraceae.